GAUGAGAUAGCAUGAGUGGCGCAGUAUACACAUCCUGAAGGCGUCUGUGCCCUGAUAAUUCCACACCUGAUAACGGCAUAUCGACUCCGAACCAUAUGUUGCGCUUCUUCAGCACGCAUUCUAGUCUGUUGAUCUUGAGCAUCAGAUGGCGCUCUCGAAUAUUUUCAAACGCCUCUCGGCAACACCAGAUAGCCGUUUUGCUCGCAUUACUACGAACGACCAUAGCGCUAAACUCUGGGUAGUCACCCUACUAUCAACAAUAUAUGCAAUGCUUGUGUUGGCAAUUCGUCUCGGGUUCACGAAAUGGAGAAAAUAUGGAUUUGACGACCUUGUCGUCACGAUAGCGCAUCUUGUAGCCUUGAGCAUGUGGGGAUCGAUUUUUACAUCGCUGAGGAACGGCCUCGGGAAGUCAUACGUCCUCCUUGAUGAUACAGAGAUGUCCCAAGCGCAGCAGGGUAUCGAUUGUAGCCAUGACUACUAUAAGUUUGGUAGCGAUUUGGGCCCUGAUUGGGGCGGUGGCUUCUGCCAUCGUUUGUCCAGCCGAAAACCUUGUACCGAAACCUGGCGACAAACAUUGUAGCAGCUUCGUAAGUUUUGUUUUCAUGUUUCUAAUCUACGAAAGCAAAGGGUAUCGCGGUCUCGUUCCUGACAGUACGUUCUUCGAGAUGUAUGUGGCACUUAGCCUGUACUGAAAAGUUCAUCAA
This is a messenger RNA of Alternaria alternata, 704 nucleotides long. RefSeq lists its product as hypothetical. The transcript is spliced from 3 exons. Bases 146 to 580 code for a protein of 144 amino acids. Lineage: Eukaryota; Fungi; Ascomycota; Dothideomycetes; Pleosporales; Pleosporaceae. The record is from RefSeq and is a predicted model, not a curated record.